This is a messenger RNA of Chiloscyllium plagiosum (whitespotted bambooshark), 3909 nucleotides long. Its product is annotated as proto-oncogene tyrosine-protein kinase Yrk-like. Gene Ontology annotation, molecular function: protein binding; ATP binding; protein tyrosine kinase activity. The record is from RefSeq and is a predicted model, not a curated record. Gene Ontology annotation, biological process: protein phosphorylation. Lineage: Eukaryota; Metazoa; Chordata; Chondrichthyes; Orectolobiformes; Hemiscylliidae.
AUCUACUGGGAGAAAGAGUUAAUGUUUUGAAUCUCAUGUGGCUCUUCAGAGCAGAUUGCUUUUGCUAAUCUGCUCCAUUCUCUCAGUUCUGGAGGACUUGAAUCAUGUGGUUGCAGUAAUUUUGAUAUAUAUCCUUCAUCUCUGUCAGGAUUCUCCCGGUACUCCGCGUGGUCCGGGUGAAUGGGACGGUCCAUAUCCCUCAUACUGUGUAAACUGCUCAAACAUCAUCUCACUGCACGGACUGAGCGGGCGACCUUCAAAGGAGAUCGAGGGAAAAUAAACAUUCACAUCAAUCAGAUCGCGGUGGAUGGUGCGGCUGGAAUCUGUUGUUUGGAAACAGGGCCGGUGCGGAGCAGGCACUGGGGUCAUUCAUUGGAAGUGAUCAUCUGUGGUUCGGCCAACAUUUACUGCCUCUCCCUGAUUGUCCUGGAAGUUGGUGGUGAGACAUCUUCUUGAACAGUUUGAACCAGUGAGACGCACACUGUUAUUAGGAGGGGAAUUCCAGAAAUUUGGCUCUGCGACAGUGAACGAAUGGCAAGGUUUCCAUGUCUGAUCAAAACCCUUUGGAACAGAUGAUUUGAAUGCUGGUGUAUCUUUGAUUUUCAGAUAAUGGGCUGCGUGCAUUGUAAAGAGAAGACAUCAACAAAAUCCCAAGCUGAAGAUGGGGAUGGGUUCUUUAAUCAAAACACGAACCCACGCUAUGGACCAGAUCCUACCAACCAGCCCCAGACUGCAGUCUUCACAAGGAUUCCUGAUUUUAACAGCUUCCAUGACACCACGAACACUUCACUGACUCCCUUUGGUGGUUCUGUUGGCUACCCAACUGGGUCACUCCCAACAAGAGGUGGAGGAUUACCAGGUGGUGUGACCCUGUUUAUUGCACUGUACGAUUAUGAUGCCAGGACAGAGGAUGACCUCACCUUCAAGAAAGGGGAAAAAUUCCACAUUAUCAACAGCUCAGAAGGAGAUUGGUGGGAGGCUCGAUCGUUGACAACUGGGAGAACGGGAUAUGUCCCCAGUAAUUAUGUGGCUCCUGUCAACUCCAUUCAAGCUGAAGAAUGGUACUUUGGUAAGAUGGGUCGGAAAGAUGCUGAGCGCAUGCUGCUGUGCCCUGGUAACCCUCGGGGCACCUUCCUGAUACGGGAGAGUGAAACAACCAAAGGUGCCUACUCCUUAUCUAUUCGGGACUGGGAUGAGGUGAAAGGAGAUCAUGUGAAACAUUAUAAAAUUCGUAAACUCGAUAAUGGUGGGUAUUACAUCACAACAAGAGCCCAGUUUGACACUGUCCAGCAGCUGGUACAUCAUUAUACAGAGCGAGCUGCAGGCCUGUGCUGUCGCUUGGUGGUGCCAUGUCACAAGGGCAUGCCGAAACUGGCAGACCUUUCGGUCAAAACCAAAGAUGUGUGGGAGAUACCUCGGGAGUCCUUGCAGCUGAUCAAGAAGCUGGGCAAUGGGCAGUUUGGGGAAGUGUGGAUGGGAACGUGGAACGGCACCACAAAGGUUGCAGUGAAGACUCUGAAACCUGGCACAAUGUCACCCGAGGCAUUUCUUGAGGAAGCCCAAAUAAUGAAGAGACUGAGACAUGACAAAUUGGUUCAGCUGUACGCAGUAGUUUCCGAGGAGCCCAUCUACAUCGUCACAGAAUUCAUGACUCAAGGAAGCUUGCUUGAUUUUCUAAAGGAUGGUGAUGGAAGGAUAUUAAAACUCCCACAGCUGGUUGAUAUGGCAGCACAGAUUGCAGCAGGAAUGGCCUAUAUCGAGAGAAUGAAUUACAUUCACCGAGAUUUAAGGGCUGCUAAUAUACUUGUAGGAGAAAACCUUGUGUGCAAGAUUGCAGAUUUUGGGCUGGCAAGACUUAUUGAAGAUAACGAAUACACGGCCCGGCAAGGGGCCAAGUUUCCAAUAAAGUGGACAGCACCUGAAGCUGCUCUUUUUGGAAAGUUUACAAUCAAGUCAGACGUGUGGUCAUUUGGGAUUCUAUUGACAGAGCUGGUUACCAAAGGAAGAGUUCCAUAUCCAGGAAUGAACAAUCGCGAAGUUUUGGAGCAGGUGGAGCGAGGAUAUCGAAUGCCAUGUCCGAACGCCUGUCCGGGUUCUCUUCAUGACCUGAUGAUCCAAUGUUGGAAGAAAGACCCAGAAGAAAGGCCGACCUUUGAAUACUUACAGUCCUUCCUUGAGGAUUACUUCACAGCAACAGAACCCCAGUACCAGCCUGGGGAAAACCUGUAGAAACUCUCUGGCAACUGGAACACUCCUUAGCCAAUGACAAACCAUUUUUCUGAUCAACUGUGUUCCAAGGCUGCUGAGCCUGGAGACUGUGCUGUAAUGUAAUCGCAGCCUAAACACUGGAGGAACACAUCAAAUAUGAGAGCUACCAUCACACAUGUCCAAUUAACAGAACACCCAAAUAGUUUUGGGGUUAACGGCCUCCGCUUUCUUUGCCGCAAUUAAUUUUUCUUUCAUUGUUAAAGGCAGAACUCAGCAAAACGGUUCCAGGGUGGGGGUGGGUGUGUUCAGUGAGUUAUGGCAGAGAUGUACUGAUGUUGUUCAGCAGUGUUGGGCUCCAGAGACUGGGUAUUCCAUGGACUUGACAGGGUCUGUCAGCAGAAUCCAGAGCACAGCCAUUGCCUGUGGUUUCCAGCCAGUGAUUUGGUGUGUUGCUGUCAAACACACUGUGUAGGAAGACGACUGAUCUGCUAUGCUUAUUUAACAAUGUUGCAUUGGACCAUGCUAAUUCUUUUCCUUCUUAAUUAAUAUUUCACUGUGCAAUUAUAUUUGAUUUACCAUAUUUCCAGAAAUAUUUUACUCUGAGAUUUGUACAAUUUUGUAGGCCCAACACCUGAGGAAAUGCUUUUUGAAAAGAUAAGUUUUAUACACUGGUGUAAGGCCAGCAAAGAUGGCCUAGUUUAGUCACUGAAUAGCAUGUACUUAUACUGUAAAUACAGUCUGUUUAGUACCAGUGUUAAAGUAAGGAUUACCAAGAAGGAGCCCAAUGUACAUGACAUGGUAUAGGAGAGUGUGACGCUAUGAAGUUUAAGUCUCUGGGUAUUUGUGAACAGGGCAACAGUUUUAUAGGAUGAAUAUCUGAAAAGAUAAUGAUGUACUGGCUGCCUGAAAUAUUGUCAUUUAGAGGAAUUGCUCCCAGGUGGGAAGCUGCGUCACAUCAAUCCCAAGGAUGAUAGUGGUCUGUCCGUAUUGGUGACCUCAGCCAUCGAGCAUCCUGACUGAAAGAUGCUGCUUGAGGGUUUCUGCUGCCCCUGUGCUUGCAGUUUCUGGUUAGGUGGACGCUGUCAAUUAGCACCUGAACAAAAUCUUCAAACACAUCGAGACAACACUGGUACUCUGCGACACCCAUUGCCUUCAGAGAAAGGCUUGCAUUGUAAGAAAAUAUAAGGUCAAACCAUCAGCAGUGCUGGCCAUUUUCAAUCUACCCUGCGAUGACAGAACUGUGACUGUCCAGAGGAUUGAAACGUGUUUCCCGAUUUCUUCAGCGAUGAAAAUCAGCUUGUUUGGAAUAACCAAGAAGCUUCAGGUUCAAAAUCUAAUCCAAUCAAAUUUCAGCAAGUGUUUGGAGCGAAAAGGAACUGGAUUUAAUUUUUUUUUUAAAGUUCGACUGUGCUUUAUUUAAAUGUUUUUUCACCUUCCUAACAUGAUCUGGAUCGGCUAUCUGAUUGUUAUUUUCUCAUUGUUUCUGGCGCAAAUUACAUCAGGUUACGUUUUCGCUUGCUCUAAACUCUGCAUUAUUUCUUAACGUGUCAUAGAAUAGAGACACUUUUAGUGGACUUUCUUUCCAAAAAAAAGCUUUGUACAGCUUUUGUUGCGCAUCAUGUAAAUUUGUUACUUUGGCGUGUUCACAAGUGACUCAAUUGCAACAAAAUACAAUUGAAUUAAAAUUACUUUUACAGUCAA